Tigriopus californicus is the source of this 2187-nucleotide messenger RNA. RefSeq lists its product as uncharacterized. The record is from RefSeq and is a predicted model, not a curated record. NCBI's taxonomy places the organism in Eukaryota, Metazoa, Arthropoda, Copepoda, Harpacticoida, Harpacticidae.
AUUCAUUGACGCUUUGGGAUCUGGUGAGAAUGUACUUACACGCUCACGUUCUCCCGGUUCUAUUUGCGCUUGUGGCUCCGGCCUUUGCCCGCCACGAUAACUGGCUCUGGACCAAGGACACGUGCAAAGUAGGCAAUGUUACGGAUGCCUUGUGUUGCGACGAUACGCAUUGCGGAGGAUUCACAUCGGCCCAAUCCUGUGCCUCUGAUUACACCUGUUUAUGGGAUGACGCUAAGAACAAAUGUUUCGAGAGCAGAGACCGGAAGAACAAUGUGUGUUGCAAAUCGGACAUCUCGCAGCAAUGCCACUUCAUAUUGCAAGGCCUUUGUCCGCCACAUUUCCAAGUCAAGACGGGGUGCUGCGACGUGAAAUAUACCAAGUUUGGGUCCAUGUUACAAGUGACUCAAGAGGACCAUGUUUGUUGCUCGACCCCUUGCGAGCAAGCUUAUGCCAACCGAUGCCAAGUUCCCAACGCUUGUCCUCCAGAGGCCCGAACUUUGGGCUCGACGAGCUAUUUCAGCCCCAACAUCAAUUUCGGGUUCAAUUCAAAAAUUCAAUCACAUCUUGUCCCCACACAAGGCUACGUCAUUCCGUAUAGCGGAUUCGAAAAAAAUCCCGCUCACUUACCUCAUGAUGGUACCAGUAAAGAAAAAGCCAAGGAAGUUACUGUGGACGAUUUGGUCGAUUCCAUGAUUCAAGCAUUGACCAUUGAUACCAAGGAGGGGUACCGUCAAGAUCCUCACUCAAGUUCCACCUUGCCCACUGGUCACCAGUUUGGACCCUAUGGUGGUUAUGGCAGCCCGUACGGUGGUUAUGGCAAUUCCUAUGGUGGUGGUUAUGGCAGCCCGUACGGUGGUUAUGGCAAUUCCUAUGGUGGUGGUUAUGGCAGCCCGUACGGUGGUUAUGGCAAUUCCUAUGGUGGUGGUUAUGGCAGCCCGUACGGUGGUUAUGGCAAUUCCUAUGGUGGUGGUUAUGGCAGCCUGUACGGUGGUUAUGGCAAUUCCUAUGGCGGUGGUUAUGGCAGCCCGUACGGUGGUUAUGGCAAUUCCUAUGGCGGUGGUUAUGGCAGCCCGUACGGUGGUUAUGGCAAUUCCUAUGGUGGUUAUGGCAAUUCCUAUGGUGGUGGGUAUGGAGGGAUUGGUGGUCAUAGAGGAAUCCAUUCUCCUGGAUACGGAGGCCACCAAUAUGGUGUCUACGGGAGCAGCCCUUAUGGUGGUCAUUCUAGAGGCCAUCAAUAUGGUGUCUACGGGAGCAGCCCUUACGGUGGUUAUGGUAGUUAUUCUGGAUUUCAUGGAUCUUAUGGAGGAUAUUCUAGAGGAUAUGACGGACAGUACGGCAACCAAUAUGGGGGUUCCGGUCGACGUCAAGGAAGUUCCUAUAGUGGAGGAUACGAUCGUUACGACAAUCGUGGCUAUGGAGGGUACAACUCGAAUGAAAACUAUGAUAGUGACUGGGACGACUGGGAAGAUGACGAUAAAUCUUCGGCCAAACAGGAAAGUGGGGAUGGUGGGCAAUCUGGUGGUGAUAGCUACGAAAGUCGCCCAAAACGCAGCGACGAUCGAUAUAAUGCUGAUGGAUACGGCGACUACGGUUAUAAUUCGCGUUAUGGCAGUUCAGGAUAUGGGGGCUCGCAAUACGGUGGAGGGUAUGAUGAUUACAAUCGAGGGGGUUAUGGUGCUAGCUACAAGAGUCACGGCAAUCGGUACGGAUAUGGUGGUGGUUACCACGAUCCAAGAUAUGGUGGCGGCAAUCGAUAUGGUCACGGAUAUGGCGGUGGUUACGGAUAUGACGCUGGUCACAGAUACGGCUAUUCACCGUACGGAUAUGGCUCCACUUAUGGUAGUGGCUCAUCGGACUCUUAUGGCCGCGAAGAAGAAACCUACAUUGGCCCAGGGGGUUAUGGCUAUCAAACCAAGACGAAGCCCAACUACUAUGGAUAUGGUCCCAGUACUUAUAAGCGACCCAUUUACCCUGUUCACAACCAAUACCCAACGACCCAAGCUCACACUUCUGCCCAUCCCACUAAACCCAUCCAUGGCCCGACUUCCUAUGGAGUCCCAACUCACUCGGCUUACUAGAUGACCUCCGACCUGUUUUAACCCACGAAACCGAUUUAUUUUACUCAAUAUGUAACUGAUAUUGCUAUCAAAUGUAUCGUUUGUAGAAAUAAACUUUUAGCCAAACUUA